AAGCCGCACUUGUGCAAUUUACGCGAAUGGAUCACCUAAUUUCUCCAUUAGGAAGUAUCUCUCGCGUUUAGUUCCUUCCCGCUACGAUCCCAUAAGGAUUGUCUGACAAUGGUUUCAACUACGAGUACAAUCCAAGCCAUAAGUGCAGUGCUAGCGUUAACUGUUUGCAUUCCCACGUCGGAAGCAUUGAGCGCUUUUCUUAAUGUUGCCAUACACAACAGUGGUUUUCAUCGUGAUAUACAUUAUGGCCUUCGGUUUGGUGGCAUCGGACGUAUGUCGUGUGAGCUAUUGCUCGUACAGCAGCUACCGGCAGCAAUCUACGUGAACACGGACCAGUUGGUGGAUAUGAAGCGCUUCCACAAAAUCAACAGCUACGUGCCUUUGUACGUCGACGUGGAAAAACCGGCCAGUAAAUCGUACCCGUUCACCGUGUACUUGUACGAAUCGGUGCGGAGGGAAAUCAACAUUACGCUACCGAUCCAUUUCCGCUAUCACGAUCCGUCCGGGCGCAAGUUCGAACGGAUUCAAGUGGAAAGUCCCACACUGUAUGUGCGGUGCAGUAAUGUGCAUGCAAGCAAGUAUCCACUACGAACGGUUGGGAAAGCGAAUCUACCCUGCUCGGACAGUGCGGAGAUUGAAGACUACGAUAAGCUAGAUCAGGCGGAAUUAUGUGAAUGGGAUGAGAUGGAAUUCAAUAACCUACCUACGGUAAUAAGUGUCCUGAUUCCGGUCGGGAAUAGUGCAUCGUACAGCUUCGUACUACCGGCCACCAUCAUUGUCAGCUGGAUCGGCAGUAUGUAUCUGAUCUACGUAAUUCUUAAGGUGGGAAGAAAGGUGAACAAAAAGCUGCUCUAGACAACCGGUCACCAAUACCACACAGAAAGCACUAAACACGUCGAUCUCAUGUGCACGUUUGUAUGCAAGGCUCAAUUCUUUC
Molecule: messenger RNA, 937 nt
Organism: Anopheles moucheti
Lineage: Eukaryota; Metazoa; Arthropoda; Insecta; Diptera; Culicidae
Gene: PIG-X
Product: phosphatidylinositol-glycan biosynthesis class X protein
Exons: 4
Coding region: 109-855 (248 amino acids)
Biological process (GO): GPI anchor biosynthetic process
Cellular component (GO): endoplasmic reticulum membrane
Source: RefSeq, a predicted model, not a curated record